AUGUCUGGCUAUCGACAAGUCCAGAACGUUUCCUCCCUAGUCGCCACAAUUGAGUCUCUUGAUGGUAACGCAGCAGUGUUUCCCUGCUGGCAAUCUCACCUCAAGGACGUUCUGGCUGUUCGUGACUCCAUGGUCUACACAGCAAUUGAAAUGUCCUUGGACAACGCUAUCAGAGCCUUGGAAGCACAUGAGGUCAGUCUCAACAGUACCAACCAAUCUGAUAUUGUUGCUGCCGCUUCGGCCAAACAUUUUGCCUGCUCCAACUGUGGCAAACUUGGCCACCAAUCCUCCAACUGCCAGAAGAAGAACCAUGGCAAGACCAAGGCUGGUGCCCCAAAAACUGUGAAGCUAGGCGGGUACAACUCUGGAUCUUUUGAUGAUGAAGAAGAAAUAGGUGUCAUCUAUGAGUAG
This is a messenger RNA of Puccinia graminis f. sp. tritici CRL 75-36-700-3, 411 nucleotides long. RefSeq lists its product as uncharacterized. Gene Ontology annotation, molecular function: nucleic acid binding; zinc ion binding. The transcript has 2 exons. The coding region runs from base 1 to 411 and encodes 136 amino acids. NCBI's taxonomy places the organism in Eukaryota, Fungi, Basidiomycota, Pucciniomycetes, Pucciniales, Pucciniaceae. The record is from RefSeq and is a predicted model, not a curated record.